GGUCGUGAACAUUCUGCUGUUUUAAGUAUAAAUUAUUAGGGACUGAUAUUCAAUAAUGCACAAAAGAGUCUUCCAACGAGUCAAUAAGAAAAGCAUAUUUCGUAAUUCGUGUUGUUUAUAAAUUAUAAUUUACUAAAAUGUACAUACGCAAAACAAAACUAAAACAAAACACCUUAAUCAUGGAAGGAGCGAAUAUAAUUAGAAAACCAUGUUCUCUAAAAACCUCAAGUUUAAACAAAGUCAAAAGUAGCUCUUAUCUUAUCUACAACAAACCCAAUAGCUGUUGGCUACCUUAGAAACAUUGGGUAUAUGUUUGUGUGUGUUUUCGUAUGUUAUAUAUUAUCAUGAUAUUUUGAUUUUAUCUAAUUAGUGACGAUUUGUUAAUUCAUUUUCGAAUGUCACUUCUUGUACUUGUAGAUCAUUGAGCAUACAUAUACACUAUCACGAUUUAAGUUUUGUAUGGCUUCACAACGAGCCCUUAAAUCCUUUUAACAAAAAAAACGAGUAUUGGAACCCAUUUAAUUUAUUAAUGGGCUUAGAAGUUCAAGAUCCAGCUGAUUACCAGACCAGUGGACAUCAGACUCUUACAGAUGCGCCCACGUUGCUAAACAAUCGAGAUUGGACUCGGGAGCAUUUCGUUUCAUCAUGCGUGACGUAAGGCUUGGAACAUUAUAUGAGACCCGAUCCAGUUGUGUUAUGUUCAGAGUGUUCAUAGAUUUUUAGUUUUUGCCUAAGGAUAACGUAUAUGCAUGCUUUCUGAAGAGAACAAAAUAUAUUAAACGUAUAUAUAUUUAAAAUUUGCCAUCUUUUCCUAAACAAUAUAACAUCGUUUUAGUUAGAAAAAGGUAAAUGAGUACGUUUUGUAAUGAAGGGUUUAUAUUCUUUGAUUUGAUCACAAGCUUUUGGAGCAUCAAAAAAACAUUUCAACACGUACAAAUUAACAAAAGACCCGGCGAUGGUUAAGGAUCUUCGACAGGGGAACAAACACAUUCGUCAAAAACUAGUUUGUUAGAAAUAGUUCAGAUUGUUCUGUCGGCAACUAAUUAAACUUUCAAUAGAGAUUCAUAUCGUUUAACGUAAGCAAAUUCUCUCCUCCUAACCCACGAAUUCCACCCGUUACGGCCCAACACACAGAAAAUUCUACUUACUUUAAUUCUAAAACUUUAUUUCCAUUUAUACGAAACUCAUUUAUGUUUUAUAUUAAUAAAAACUAUUAAAACAACUAUAUAAACCCUUCAUUACUGUCUUUAAUGAGCUCCCCCUCUUCCUCUGUUCUUCGCUUUUGGAAAAUUGCCAACUUUAUUGUCUCUCUGACUCUCUCUGAUCUUUGUUUAAUUAAAUCACAUUUGAUUAUAAGAGUUCUUUUUAAUCUGAAUUAAGAUCUGUACGCUUAGUUUUAUUUCAUUACACAAAGAGUUUGAGCUCAAUGGACAACGAGCUGUUUAUGAACGCAGGAGUACUUUCUCAUCCGUCUGAGAUGACGUCACUGUCUUCUUCUUCUCCUCCGGCGAUGCUAAACUGGGCUUCAAUGGAGACUCAUCCACUGGAGCAGAGUAUCUCUCGCAAUGUUCCGCGUGAUUGCUUUUUUGUAGAAAAGUCAACUCUGAGCUCACUCGUGUCUCCGCCGUCGGAACCUAACUUCUCCGGCGGAGGAGCCGGAGAGAAUUACGUCAUCAGAGAGCUCGUAGGUAAUUUGGGAAACAUCGGCGAUAUCUACGGAGCUCCGGCGAGCUUCGGAAACGGCUCCGGCUCUUGUUACGCAACUCCGGUGAUGAGCUCUCCGCCGUUGGAUGCGUUUUCCGGCGAUUCGAGAUUCGCAGAGAGAGCCGCGAGGUUCUCGUGUUUGGGAAGCCGUAGCUUUAACGGCAGAAGAACCAACGGACCCGUUGCUGAAACAGCGUCAAUCAACGGGGAGCUGACACGUGUCUCGAGCAACUCAGCUCUCAAGCCUCCCGCCGGCGAAUCCUCCGGUGAAUCUUCCCGGAAAAGAAAAGCCAAAUCCAAGGAGCAUUCUCCCUCCACAGCUUCCCCAUCUCCUAAUUUAUCAAAGGAAGUUGAAGGGAAGGAAGAUUCUGAUUCAAAGAGAAGCAAAAAAUCACAAGAAAAUGGAGAGAACACGAAGUCUCUUGAUCCGUACAAAGACUUCAUCCAUGUCAGAGCUCGACGUGGCCAAGCCACCGAUAGUCACAGUCUCGCAGAACGAGUUCGAAGAGAGAAGAUAAGCGAGAGAAUGAAGCUGCUUCAAGAACUCGUCCCUGGAUGCAACAAGGUUACUGGGAAAGCACUGAUGUUGGAUGAAAUUAUAAACUAUGUCCAAUCAUUACAACGACAAGUUGAGUUCUUGUCAAUGAAGUUAUCGUCAGUGAACACCAGGCUGGAUUUUAACAUGGACGCUCUCAUGUCAAAGGAUAUAUUUCCUUCAAGCAACAAUCAGCAAGUACCUCAGUUAGAAUCUUCAUCUCAUAUCUUAUUGGCUGAUCAUCAUAGUCAUACUUUACAAUUGAACCCAAAUGAUUCUUCCAAUAACAUAAUUAACCCUAUGGAAACUUCGGAAAGUAGAAGCUUCACUACUCGGUUACCAACACUUGCCCAUUUCACAGACUCUAUUUCUCAGUUUUCAACAUUUUCUGAAGAUGAUUUACAUAGCAUUAUUCAUAUGGGGUUGGCACAAAACCAAAUCCGUGAACCGAACCAAGUUCAUUCAACUAGUUUUCAAGGUCCAUCAAACCAAGUACCAUCACACAUGAAAGCUGAACUUUGAUCAACCAUUAUUUGCAUUUACAUAAUAGUAUUGGAGUUCAGUUAAAGAUCUCAAUGGAUAGAAAGUAAGAAAAGGAUUGAUGGGUGUACAUAACGAGAAGCUUAAAUUGGACCACACCAUUUGCAAAUUCGUUUCUGUAAUCAUCUUCAUGUAUAUCAAACAACAUCUUCUUUUUUUGUGUGCCCUUGUUUUGGUUUUAUGCUCCGAUUCAUUCGUGGGGCUCAAUUGUCUUGUGUUGUCACCCGCUGUUAUUAUUAGUUCUUAUUAUUAUCGCAUUCUUUUACGUUUUUUUCUUGUUGGGUUUACUAUCA
This is a messenger RNA of Brassica rapa (field mustard), 3072 nucleotides long. Its product is annotated as transcription factor bHLH62. Gene Ontology annotation, molecular function: DNA-binding transcription factor activity; protein dimerization activity. NCBI's taxonomy places the organism in Eukaryota, Viridiplantae, Streptophyta, Magnoliopsida, Brassicales, Brassicaceae. Gene Ontology annotation, cellular component: nucleus. Gene Ontology annotation, biological process: regulation of DNA-templated transcription. The record is from RefSeq and is a predicted model, not a curated record.